This is a messenger RNA of Haliotis rubra (blacklip abalone), 1312 nucleotides long. RefSeq names its product ras-related protein Rap-2c-like. The record is from RefSeq and is a predicted model, not a curated record. Lineage: Eukaryota; Metazoa; Mollusca; Gastropoda; Lepetellida; Haliotidae. The transcript has a single exon. Gene Ontology annotation, molecular function: GTP binding; GTPase activity. The coding region runs from base 453 to 1154 and encodes 233 amino acids.
AAACGUGCAUGCAUAAUGAAUUAUUAACAUUUACCGCCAUUUUCCAAUACCCAGUAACACAUUCUCUACACCAGUUACACAUUUGUACAUUUUGUUGAACAUUGAUAAUUUACUGAAGGUAAAACAUAAAUACAUACGUCCACGGCUAACAAGUGUUAGCCAGAUGACAUGCGAUGAAGAGAUACCUCUAUAGGCGAAAGGUGCACUCUAAAUAGUUUAACAUAUUUCUUAUUUGUGUUUUUUCUGGCAAUAGAAGUGCACAGCAAACAUAACUGUUGACCCAGGUAUAGGGAACAAGGUACAGCUUAUAUCUUUGAUAACCUCGAUACGUUAGCAAAGAUGUCAGCGCAAGGCCAGAACUCACACAGACGUUGAUCUCAAAGUUGUUCAAUUGCUGUCCAGACAGCACAUUUAACUCUCAGCACAUAAACUAGGUUGUGCUACCUCUCAAGAUGCCGCCAUUUACACGUCCUAUAUAUUUAGGCGGGUCUUCCACUUUCUCGUCGUCAAAUCCGGGGACAGACAACUCUUUCAAACUCGCUGUGAUGGGAGCUUCUUCUGUAGGUAAGAGUGACAUCAUCAACAAAUUCAUCAAUGGUACCUCUCCGAAAUGCUACUGGCCAACUGUGCAAGAACGUUAUACCAAAGAUAUGGACGUAGAUGGCCGACACGUCGUCCUUGAUAUUUUCGACACUCCUGGAGGGUAUUGUUUCUCUUAUUUACGAGAGCUGGCCAUCGUCAACGCUGAUGCAUUUGUACUGGUCUAUUCGGUUGAAGAUGCGGUAUCCUUUGAGACAGUGACUUUACUUAGAAACUUGAUUGCUCAACAGAAGCCAACAGGUGUUCCUGUCUUAGUGGUCGGCAACAAGGCAGACGUAACGACAACAUCUCGCUUUAUGUCGAAGAAAAAAGCCCACAGCAUGGUAACGUCAGUUUGGCAAGACGAUUACAUGGAAAUCUCGGCGAGAGACGACUCAAACAUUUCUGACAUUUUUACAAGUGUCGUGAUCAAAGCCUGUUCUGUACCUUCCAAACCAAGACGCCUUACAGCCCCAGGUGCACUCGUCUCUUUUAAACGCAGAUUCUCAAGAUUAUUUAAAUCUGAUCGACAGCGGAGAAGUCCCAACAAAGUGCAACAAGUUAUGUAUUCUUGAAUGACAGAUAUUAAGUUUAAAAGACAUCAAUGUAAGCUUCGUUACUAUGUAGACAGAAGAAAUAAAUCUUUUGCAUUAUUCAGUAUGUUGUUGUGUUAUUAUUUUCAUUUAUGCACAAAAACGGAAAGCUUUCAUAAUCUGCUUUACAUCAUAAAGUG